GGUGCUGGGGACUGUGCUGUGCCGACCAGAUGUGGCUCUGAGGCCAGCUCUGUGCCCUGGCUCCAGAUAUGGAGCCCAUCUCACAGCUCCCAUUGCCCAAGCACAAGGAGGGGGGCUGGUCCCACGGGUGCAGGGAGAGCCCAGCGUUGGGUUAGAGAAGGGCAGUCAGAGAGAUGUGAGCUGAAGUGACCUGAUGGAGUACUGGUGGGCGAGCAGUGUGCUGGGGAAGAGCCAGAACCAUCUCAUUUCCUCUGCUCGUGGCCGUGCUGUGGCAGGAGGUGGCUGUGUCAUGGCCGAAGUGCUGCGAACAGGCCUUGGACUGCGGCCACGAGGCAGACUCAGGGCCUUCUGGUGGGAACAGCCGGCCGGUGAGUGAGCUGGCUGGUGGGGUGUUGAGAAGGGCCAGCUCAACCCUCACAGCAAUUUUGGUGGUAUUUUUCACCUAUAGCUGUGACUACUACAAGUAGAAUAAUAGACAGCCCCUGCCCUCCUGCAUUUGCAGCAAGCUUUGCUCCGCUCCUUCCAGGCUCUCCACAGGCCCUGGAGGCCUUGUCGUGACCCAUUUUUGCCUCCUUACAGGAGGUGAGCUGUGGGGCUAAAGCUGGAUCGGAUCAAUGCAGCAGUACACAGCUAAGUGCAAAAGGCGCAGCAGCCCGAAGGGAAGUCAGGCAGGAGGCAAGGAGAGCUUUUGUAGCACAGCCUUACCUUGUGCCAUAGGACAUCCCUUUCUCUCAGCCCACCUGCAGCCUAGAGACGAGGCAAAAGGAAGGGCAACGUAACAAGCAAUUAGGCAGACCUCAUUAUCACAGUGGCAGGCCUAUGAGAGGAGAAGCUUGGGCUGGGUGCCCCCAGGUGAGCCUGGUCUGCAAUCACCAGGCAUGGAUGGCCUCCUUCCUUCAGGGACCAGGCUGUGUGCUGGGGUUGGCAGGGUGUGAGCACGGUGCUUCUUGUGGCCAAGCAGCAGCUGUGUGGGUGUUGAAGAAGAGGAGGCACCAGACAUUGACAUCUAUCACUGUCCAAAUUGUGAGAAAACCCAUGGAAAGUCUACUUGGCAUAAUUCAAAGCCCAUCCAAAUUGAUGUCAAACCUACCACUGCUGGACAGACCUUUAGACAAAGUGAAAAAGAAAAGAAAUUGGCAUAAACACGAUACUGGACAGACUACAGAGGUCAAACCUGUACAGAACGGGAGUCAAGUCUUUAUAAAGGAACUUCGAAGUCGUACUUUUCCCAGUGCUGAAGAUAUAGUAGUGAAAGUGCCAGGCAGCCAACUAACAACAGAGUAUUUGGAAGAAAAUGGUUUCACAGAGCCCAUCCUGGUUCCAAAGAAGGAUGGUCUGGGUUUGUCUGUGCCAGCACCCACCUUCUACGUCAGCGAUGUUGAAAACUACGUUGGACCAGAGAGAAGUGUUGAUGUCACCGAUGUCACCAAACAGAAAGACUGCAAGAUGAAGCUGAAGGAAUUUGUGGAUUACUACUACAGUACAAACAGGAAAAGGGUCCUCAAUGUGACUAACCUGGAGUUCUCGGACACAAGGAUGUCCAGUUUUGUAGAACCUCCAGAUAUAGUUAAGAAGUUGUCCUGGGUGGAAAACUAUUGGCCUGAUGAUGCUCUUCUGGCUAAACCAAAAGUUACCAAGUACUGCCUGAUCUGUGUGAAGGACAGCUACACAGAUUUCCACAUAGAUUCGGGAGGAGCUUCUGCAUGGUACCAUGUGCUGAAGGGAGAAAAAAUAUUUUAUCUCAUCAAACCAGCCUCUGCAAAUAUUUCACUCUAUGAACGCUGGCAAUCAGCAGCAAACCACAGUGAAAUGUUUUUUGCAGACCAGGUAGAUAAAUGUUACAAAUGCACAGUUAAACAAGGACAGACACUCUUCAUUCCUUCAGGUUGGAUUUAUGCAACUCUAACACCUGUAGACUGCCUGGCCUUUGCAGGACAUUUUCUACAUAGUCUAAGUGUUGAAAUGCAGAUGAGGGCAUAUGAAGUAGAAAGACGAUUGAAAAUUGUCAGUCUAACUCAGUUUCCAAACUUCGAAACUGCAUGUUGGUAUAUGGGAAAGCAUCUAUUAGAGACAUUCAAAGGUUUGCACAAAGCUGGGCAACAACCACCUGCUCAUUUACUCCAAGGAGCAAAAAUUCUCAAUGGUGCUUUCAGGUCAUGGACUAAAAAACAGGCUUUAGCAGAGCAUGAAGAUGAACUACCAGAAAACUUCAAACCAGCACAGCUUAUCAAGGACCUUGCCAAAGAAAUACGAUUAAGUGAGAAUGCUUCGAAAGCCAGCAAAGCAGACACGAGUGCCAACACAAAUGCUGAGGAGAUCUGUCCUGUGGAGCAGGAGGAGGCACCAUCACCCGUCCAAGUGACACCUCCACCCCCACCUGUAGAAAAGCUCCCUAAAAAAAAGACUCCAAAAACUGUGAAAACCCCCAAACAACUCAAGCCAUCCAAGCCUCCUAAACCCCCCAAGCCUCCCAAACCCCCCAAACCUCCCAAAACACCAAAAGUCAAGGGAGAAGGAAAAAAGAAAGGAAAGAAGGCAAAAGAGAGUCCACCGCCAGCCAUCCCGAAUCUUGACUUGCUGGAGGCACACACAAAGGAGGCUUUGACAAAGAUUGAGACGCCAAAGAAGGGAAAGGCUGCAAAGAAUGUUUUAAGUGUUCCCAAUAAGGAAACAGCUAAUAAGCAAAAUGAGGUGGAGAAAUUUGAACCUCGAGAGCAAAAUAAAAGCAAAACAGAAGCCAAAUGGAAAUAUAAGAACAGUAAACCUGAUUCACUAUUAAAAAUGGAAGAGGAACACAAAUCAGAAAAGACGCCUUUAUCAGGAAAUAAGGACAACAAAUUUACAUUCUCUUUCUCUAAUAAGAAGUUGCUUGGUUCAAAGGGAGUCAAAACCCAACUGAAUACUAGUGUGUUUGGGUCACUGCAGAAUUUUAAAGAAGAUAAAGCAAAACCUGUACGAGAUGAGUAUGAGUAUGUGUCAGAUGAUGGUGAGCUAAAAAUUGAUGAGUUCCCAAUCAGAAGGAAGAAAAACACUACAAAAAGAGAACUGCCCUUUUUAUCAGAUAAAAAAGACACUCUGCAGCAUACUCCUGUUAAGAAGUCAAAGGUGGAGUCGGUGGCAUAUAAGAGUGAUGACUCGUCGGAUGAAGAUUUGCUUCACAUUGACACAGAGGCAAAGUCAGGGCGUAAUUCCAAAGUAAAGAAAGAGAGCGGAAGUUCAGCAGGAAUUCUUGACCUUUUGCAAGCAAGCAAGGAAGUUGGGGGUUUAGAGUAUAACACCAACAGUCAGCCACCUGCCUCACCCAGCACGCAAGAAGCAAUCCAGGGCAUGCUAUCGAUGGCAAACCUCCAGUCAUCAGACUCCUGCCUCCAGGCAUCCUGGGGUACCAAUCAGGCGAAGAAUAACUCCAUCUCCACACAGAACUCUAAAAAAACAGGCGGUGGUAGUAACAAAAAUGCUGGCAAACGGUUACUAAAGAAAAGCACAAAAAACAGUAUUGACAUUGAAGAUUACGAUGAAGAUCAGGACCAUUUAGAUGCCUGUUUUAAAGAUUCAGAUUAUGUUUACCCUUCUCUUGAAUCGGAUGAAGAUAAUCCAGUAUUCAAAUCUCGAUCAAAGAAAAGGAAAAGCUCAGAUGAUGCCCCUUAUAGCCCAACAGCACGAGUUGGCCCCUCGGUGCCUCGACAAGACAGACCGGUGCGAGAGGGUACAAGAGUCGCCUCCAUUGAAACAGGACUCGCCGCUGCUGCUGCAAAGCUGUCACAGCAGGAGGAACAAAAAGGCAAGAAGAAAAAAAAUACCAAAAAGAAGCUGUCAACCAACAACGCGAACAAACCGGCUCAGGAAGGCAGCUCGCCAGAGCCGAAGCUGGAGUCACAUGCCAGCAGCCUCACAGAUCACGAGUACACCGCAGGGGCCAGCACCUUUGGGGUCGCCCAGCCUAACAGGGGAUCACAGCCGAUGGCACCCGGUGUUUUCCUCACACAGAGGAGACCCUCAUCAUCCUCGCAGAACAAUGCCUCCGCCAAAGGAAAGCGCACGAAGAAGGGGAUGGCCACGGCCAAGCAGCGGCUCGGCAAGAUCCUGAAGAUCCACCGGAAUGGCAAGCUGCUCCUCUAGCGGCCUCUGGGCUACUGCCACCUAACUUUGGCCACCACGACGGCAACCCUUUUAACUUUCAGCGGUCGGAGUGUACAGAAUCCUGCUAUAAAUAUUUUUUAAUAUAGAUGUCCUUUCUCAGAGUGCUGAGAGCGACCAGUCCGCAAAAAGUUAACGCACCCGCGGCGCUGAGCAGCGGGAGGCGGUGAGGGGCGGGGGGGCGGGCGGGCGGCGGUGCCUGGCUGCCGUGUAGGUGCGUCUCCUGAGGCAUCCUUUUCCUAGAAUGUAGCUUGUACAUAGCUUUUGGAAUAACGACCACCUGUUUUUUAUAAGGGGAAAGUCUCUCCGGGCGCCGCCAGCCGCAGCGGCCUGUACCAGCUCUUUGCGUAACUUCUUGUACGAGGAGGGAGACAGUUAUUUUACUAGCACCUUGUGGAGUGUUUCCGUGUUUUGUGACGAUGUAAUUUAUUAAUGUUUGUAGCUUUUUAUAUUUGUACAUUUCUUAUGGGCUUUGUUUAUAUACACACAUUACCGGGGCGCGGCGCCCGCGGGGAACCAGAGCCACCCGCAGCCGUGGCGAGGGCCGUGAGGGCCGCACCGGCCUGGGCGUCGCGCCGGCUUUUUUUAUUAUGAUUAUUAUUAUUAGUAUUAUUAUUUUUUCGCGACAUGUACAUUUCUAACAAAGUUUAUCGUGGCUAUCUAUCUAUGACGGUGUUUUAUUUACCGAUUCAUAUCAAAUGCUCUUGUAUCAAGUUCAUGAAAUCUAAGUAAACCUAGAGCAAAGUUUAAAAAAAAAAGGGAAGAAAAAAAAAAAGAAAGCAAAGUAAACUAUUUCAGGUUUUGUAUA
Molecule: messenger RNA, 4945 nt
Organism: Cygnus olor (mute swan)
Lineage: Eukaryota; Metazoa; Chordata; Aves; Anseriformes; Anatidae
Gene: PHF2
Product: PHD finger protein 2
Exons: 23
Coding region: 820-4119 (1099 amino acids)
Biological process (GO): regulation of transcription by RNA polymerase II; protein demethylation
Molecular function (GO): transcription coregulator activity; histone demethylase activity
Source: RefSeq, a predicted model, not a curated record